CGUUUCAACAUUUGACAGGUCUAUAUUAGCUCAUAGAAAUUAUUGAAGCAUUUUAUUUACGCUCAACAAAGAAUUUUGUAGAAUUUUGGGAAUUUGUCAAAAAGAAUCUGCUUCAUAUAAUUUUUUUUUAUUGACUGGCAAAAAUGUCAGGCCAGGCACAGUAUAGUAUUCAAAGUACGGCCGGAGCCGUUCCUGUUCGCAAUGAAAAAGGUGAGGUUUCAAUGCAAAAGGUGAAAGUUCAACGCUAUAUUUCCGGAAAACGUCCUGAAUAUGCACAGUAUCGGUCGUCGGAUGAAGAAAGCGAGUCCGAAGAUUUUAUCGAUCGUAGAGCUCAAAGAAGCUUUGCAAAUCGAGGUGAUGACAGCUUCGAUUUUAUGCGUAAACGUGACCAUGAACCAUCAGUCAAUGAUGAUUCAUACAGAAGCGAUGAAGGAGCUGAUGAUCCUCGUUUAAGACGAUUAGCCCGUCGUGGUGGUUCCGAUUCCGAGAGAGAAGUCAACAACGACGAUGACGAGGAUGAGGAUGAUCUUGACCGAGAAAGGCGUUUGCGUCGAAUCAGAGAGCGUCGCAUUCAAGAGCCCGAAAUUCUAGAAUCCGAUAAAGAAGAAGCCCAAAGUGAGGCUGAAAUGUAUUCAGACAAUGGGGACAAAUCGCUGGAUAUUGAACGAAAACGUCGCAUUGAAUUGGACGAAAGUGGAUCCGAUUCCGAGUUGAGCGACACAGAGAUUGAAAAGCGACGUCAACGGCUGAAGAAUAAAAUGAUGCAACAACGAAAGGACGAAGAAGUUCUUGCAAAAGAAGAAGAGAAGCAGUCUGAGACUUCAGAGGCUGAUAGCUCGUCGUACGAAGAGGAGUCUGAAAGCGAAGAGGAACAUGAACCUAGAAUGAAGCCUCUAUUUGUUAGUAAGAAAGACCGUGCUACUAUCGCCGAAAAAGAAAAGGAAGCCCAGAAACAAAAACAAAUGGAAUACGAAGCAAAACGUAUGGCCAAAGAACGACGGCGGCAAACAUUACGUAUGGUUGAGGAGAGCGUUAAAAAAGAUUUAGAAAAAGCAAAGCCCGAUACUAAUGAAGCCAGCAUUGAUGACGUGUGCACAGACGAUGAAAACGAUGAAGUUGAAUAUGAAGCCUGGAAACUUCGAGAGUUGAAGCGUAUUAAGCGUGACCGUGAAGAAAAAGAACAAUUGGAAAGAGAGAGAACUGAAACCGAAAGAGUUCGUAAUCUUACAGAAGAAGAACGACGACAAGAAACUCGCCUCAAUCCACGCGAAGUUACUAACAAGGCAUCAAAGGGAAAAUACAAAUUCUUGCAGAAAUACUAUCAUCGUGGUGCGUUCUUCUUGGAUAAAGAUGAUGAAGUUUAUAAGAGAGACUUUGCACAAGCAACUUUGGAAGAUCACUUUGAUAAGACGAUUUUGCCAAAGGUGAUGCAAGUGAAAAACUUUGGCCGUUGUGGUCGUACCAAAUAUACGCACCUCGUUGACCAGGAUACUACAGACUUUAAUUCUGCUUGGUAUAGCGAUACCUCAAACAACAUCAAAUUCCAUAACGAAAAAGCGGGUGGCAUGAAACAAACGUUUGAAAAGCCAUCCGCAUCGAAGCGAAAGAAAUAAUUUUAGUCCUUAUCAAUUUUCUCUUUGUAAAUGCUAAUAAAACCAUCUCUGAUUUGACAAGUGAA
Sitodiplosis mosellana (orange wheat blossom midge) is the source of this 1678-nucleotide messenger RNA. RefSeq names its product microfibrillar-associated protein 1 (gene Mfap1). Gene Ontology annotation, biological process: mRNA splicing, via spliceosome. The record is from RefSeq and is a predicted model, not a curated record. The transcript has 4 exons. Gene Ontology annotation, molecular function: RNA binding. Lineage: Eukaryota; Metazoa; Arthropoda; Insecta; Diptera; Cecidomyiidae. Bases 144 to 1613 code for a protein of 489 amino acids. Gene Ontology annotation, cellular component: U2-type spliceosomal complex.